UCUCACUCCUCUUCUCCUAUUUAUUUCUGUGCCCACACCCAAUACUCUUUCCCCCUUUCUCUCUUUUUCUCUCUUUCUCUCUCUCUCUAUUCUCACCGGUGGUGGAGUACAGUUAUAGAAACAAUAAUGGAGCAAAACCUGGCAGAGCAUGCAGCAGCAGCAACGUUGUGCUCAAACCUGAAACGAAGCGAGUCCGAGUUGGCUCUUGCAGAGUUUAUAAGGAGCCCCACGACCGAAACCCGAGACACAGCUCAUCCUUUCGCUGAAGAACUCGAUGUCAUUUUCGGUGAUGGUGAUCUUGGCUUUUCUUUCAAACAUAAGGACUUAAUAACUUUAUUUUCAAGUUGUGGUGGACUAACUGAAACACUUCUAGGUUCUCAACAUCUCACUUUCAAGCAAUCCAACUUUGCAGCAACCAUGGACGCCCAGUCAUCAAUUUGUGAAUCUGUAAUCUGUCAAGUUAGCAGUCCAACCUCGGAUAAUAAACCAAAUGUUGGUGAUAAUCAAGCAAGAGGAACUACCAGUGGUUCCUCGCAUGAUCAAUCAGAUGACGAAGAUGCUGAGUUUGAAGUUGGUCCAUGUGAGCAGAGCACAGACCCCACUGAUAUAAAACGCAUCAGAAGGAUGGUUUCUAACAGGGAGUCUGCUAGGCGAUCAAGAAAAAGAAAACAAGCACAUCUACAAGAGCUUGAGCUGCAGGUUGAACAGCUGAAAGGAGAAAAUGCGUCUCUAUACAAGCAGCUCACAGAUGCUACUCAACAGUAUCGCGUUGCUGAUACAAACAAUCGAGUCCUAAAAUCAGAUGUGGAAGCUUUGAGAGCCAAGGUGAAGUUAGCUGAAGAUAUGGUUACUCGAGGCUCCGUAAACUCUACUUUGAUUCAGCUUCUUCAGAGUCAUUUAGGUACACCGCAACCUCUUAAUGCCCAGAAUCUGCGUCGGGGUCCAAAUGUCGCACCAACCAUCACAGUCACCGUCCAUGGCGAUGAUGCCUCAUAUGCUGGAAUGACAGUUUCUGGGCAGAAUCCCGGCAUUGGACUUGGACACACCAAUAUUAAUAAUAGCAAUAUGAAAACUGGAAUCAUGAGUGGUCCAAUGUUAAAUGAAGAUACUCUAUUUUAAGUGUCUUCAUUACAAUGUUCAUGCAAUAGUAGAGAGGUCAUGGCCAUGCCAACAUGAUUAUUUUGGCAAGAGUUGGCUGGUCUUCAUGAUUGAGGUCUACAUCCAAUAUCAAAUGCAUAGCAAGGUUGAGCUCAUGGAUGUAUCUUAUGUUGAAGACUGAUGGCUGUAUAUUAAUCGUCAGUAUCGUUUAGGCUUAACAAGAUGAGCUUGGUGUUUAGUUUGUCAUCAAUUGGGGACCUUUAAUAUUUUGAAAAAUUAAAAUUGUUGUCAAUGAAACCUCUCAAAUGGCACAUCUUGUCCUUGUCCUUGUAAGGGAGAUGAAUGGUGAGAUUGUGAGUUCAUGACCACUAGAUGAGUGUAAUUAUCAAUAAAAGAACUAAAAUUUAAAA
Messenger RNA from Quercus lobata, 1508 nucleotides. It is a transcript of the gene BZIP9, whose product is annotated as basic leucine zipper 9. The record is from RefSeq and is a predicted model, not a curated record. Gene Ontology annotation, molecular function: DNA-binding transcription factor activity. The coding region runs from base 127 to 1119 and encodes 330 amino acids. The transcript has 6 exons. Gene Ontology annotation, biological process: regulation of DNA-templated transcription. NCBI's taxonomy places the organism in Eukaryota, Viridiplantae, Streptophyta, Magnoliopsida, Fagales, Fagaceae.